AUGAGAUCUCUCGUGUCCUUCCUCCUGCUGCUGCUGGCGGCCGUCGCCCAGGCCGUAAGCUCCAGCGGGGAGAGGUUGCUCGUCAUUCUGGAUGAUGUUGCCGAAAAGGCUGGCUACUCAAAGUUUUUUGGCGAUCUAGAAGCUCGCGGCUUCAAGAUCACCUACGAAACACCCAAGAGUGAGACAUUGAACCUCUUCAAGCUCGGUGAGCGCGAGUAUGACCACCUCAUCUUCCUGCCGACCAAGGUCAAGGGCCUCGGCCCCAGCUUGACCCCCAAUGUUCUUGUCCAGUUCAUCAACGCCGAGGGCAACAUUCUCGUCGCCCUCUCCUCCAAGAACCCUGCCCCUACCUCGAUUGUCUCGACACUGCUCGAGCUCGACAUUCACCUGCCGCCCGACAGAAGCGGCCUCGUCGUCGACCACUUCAACUAUGAUGUCACAUCCGCCGCCGAGAAGCACGACGUUGUUCUCUUACCUGCCCCGGGCCCCCUCCGUGCCGACGUUCAGGACCUCUUCUCUCCCGCCGCACCCAAUGGCGAGCUGCUUGCCUUCCCCUCUGGCGUCGGACAGACUUUGGGCUCUGGCUCUCUCCUCGCCCCCGUCCUGCGCGCCCCCAGUACCGCCUACAGCUACGACCCCAAGGAGCAGGCUGAGAUGGUCGACGACCUCUUUGCAGCCGGCAGCCAGCUCUCGCUGGUCACCACCUUCCAGGCUCGCAACUCUGCCCGCGUCAGUGUCGUCGGCAGCGCCGACAUGCUGAGCGACAAGUGGUUCGACGCCAAGGUCAAGAAGCACGGCAGCAAGGCUUCCGUAGCCACCUUGAACCGCGACUUUGCCAAGCGCGUGUCGGGCUGGACAUUUGGCGAGACGGGCGUCCUGCGCGUCAACUGGGUCGAGCACCACCUUAACGAGGAGGGUCAGAGCAACCAGAGCAACCCCGAAAUCUACCGCAUCAAGAACGAUGUCACCUACUCCAUCUCGCUGUCCGAGUACGUCUGGGACGCCUGGACCCCCUUUACCGUUCCCGAAAAGGAUGCUCUGCAACUCGAAUUCAGCAUGCUCUCUCCCUUCCACCGCCUGCCUUUGAAGCCCGUCACCACCUCGUCCGACAGCACCACCUACUCGGCCUCGUUCAAGCUGCCGGACCAGCACGGCAUCUUUAACUUCAAGGUCAACCACAAGCGCCCCUUUUACUCCAACGUUGAGGAAAAGGCUACCGUCUCGGUGCGCCACUUUGCCCACGAUGAGUGGCCCCGCAGCUUCGUCAUCAGCGGUGCUUGGCCGUGGAUCUCUGGCAUCGGCGCCACCAUUGUGGGUUGGCUCGGAUUUGUGGCCAUUUGGCUGUACAGCAAGCCCGCCCAGUCCGCCGAGAUCAAGAAGACCCGUUAA
Molecule: messenger RNA, 1389 nt
Organism: Pestalotiopsis fici W106-1
Lineage: Eukaryota; Fungi; Ascomycota; Sordariomycetes; Amphisphaeriales; Sporocadaceae
Exons: 2
Coding region: 1-1389 (462 amino acids)
Cellular component (GO): endoplasmic reticulum membrane; oligosaccharyltransferase complex
Source: RefSeq, a predicted model, not a curated record